UUUUCGACAGCAUGAAGAGAAAUGGUAUUAGUGGUCAAGAAGGCAUGAAGACAUCAUUGUAACUCCUCAGGGAUUCCACUGGACACAACUCCUGAAAGUACAAAAAAGAGAUACAAAAAGGCCAAGCUGGAUGUUGAAUCACAGUAUGAGGAUUUGGUCCCCUUGAGUCCGAGUAUAUAAGAUGAUGAAAUCUUGAAAACCUUAUGUUACCAUGGUGGCGCGCUUUCUUUUGUCAAUGCGAGCAAGUUCAUAUUUCUUGUUUGUGGUUUUUGAUCAUCUGCAGAAGAGCCCUCUGGAGUUGGUUUGUGGCUAUGCAAAAGUGGGUUGAUCCUUUGAUGCGGAAUUCAUCAUUUCCCGCUGAUUUUGUAAUGCAGAUGGUGUCAUUAAACUGUGAAGAUAUUUUGAUAAUCUUUUCCCCCCUGUUCAUGCUUGAAAGGUCAUUUGUCGAUUAAAUACAGCCCAUACAUCAUUAUGAUUACGC
This is a messenger RNA of Linum tenue, 481 nucleotides long. Lineage: Eukaryota; Viridiplantae; Streptophyta; Magnoliopsida; Malpighiales; Linaceae. The record is from the annotation of a GenBank genome assembly.